Molecule: messenger RNA, 954 nt
Organism: Paramecium sonneborni
Lineage: Eukaryota; Ciliophora; Oligohymenophorea; Peniculida; Parameciidae
Source: the annotation of a GenBank genome assembly
AUGUAAUAAAAAUAAAGUAAAUUUAUACUUGAGUAAAAAAAAAUAAAAACAAAAUUAAGACUAUAAAAACAUAUUGUGCAAUGGAUAAUGGAUUUAAUGGCAAAUGAUUUUUGGAAAUUGUUAUUAAAAAAUGAAGAAUAAAAAUAUUAUUUUAAUACGAAUUAAAUUCGUUGCAUUCUUUAUUAAUGUUUUAAAGGACUUUAAUACAUACAUUCAUAAAAUAUAAUUCAUAGAGAUAUAAAAAGUGCCAAUAUUUUGGUAAAUGAAAUAGGAGUAGUCAAAAUAGCUGAUUUUGGUUUAGCAAAGUUUUGUCCAAAAAAAGAGGGAGUAAAGAAAACUCCAACAGUUGUUACAUUAGGUUAUAGAGCACCAGAAGUUUUAUUAACAAGAGGAUAAUAUAACUUUUAAAUAGAUGUUUGGAGUAUGGGUUGUUUUGCAGUAGAAUUAAAUUUUAAUAGACCAUUAUUUAAAGCUAAAGAUGAAGCUUAGCAAAUAUAAUAAAUUUUUGAAAAAUGUGGAACACCUACAGCAGAAACAUGGCCAGAAAUAAUGAAAUCUGAUUAUUUUAUAAAGUUAAACCCUUAGAGAUAUGAUAGAAAGUUUAUAUCAUCAAUAAGAAAUAUGAAAAAUUAAUUUGAUGAUGAAUUAUUAGAUUUGUUAGAUAAGAUAUUUGUAUUGAAUCCCAAUGUUCGUUUGACAGUUGAAUAAGUAUUAUAACAUCCAUUCUUUACAAACCAUUAUUUAAAUUUGUGUUUUGAAUAAUUUAAAGAAUAUUUAAUAAAACGAAAUGUAAAUUUAGAAAAAGUAUUUACUUUUGUGUAGAAACCUGUACAAAAAGAUUUAGAAAUUUAUUAUUUGAUAACUUUAUAUGCUAUUAUAUAUUAUGAUCAAAUCAAUAUAAAUUAUUUACUCCAAGGUUUAUCAUAAGGUAUUUCUGACUUUGAUGUAAAUUGA